GAAAAUUUUCAUCAGUACAGUUUCGCUCUGCUCGUGAAUAAUUUCAUAAUUAUAUAACAAAAAAUGUCUGGACGUGGUAAAGGAGGAAAAGUAAAGGGGAAGGCAAAGUCCCGUUCAAAUCGUGCUGGAUUGCAGUUCCCAGUGGGUCGUAUUCAUCGUCUGCUCAGGAAGGGAAACUAUGCCGAACGUGUUGGAGCUGGAGCACCCGUUUACCUGGCCGCAGUGAUGGAAUAUUUGGCCGCUGAAGUGUUGGAAUUGGCAGGAAAUGCCGCUCGUGACAACAAGAAGACCAGAAUUAUCCCACGUCAUCUGCAGUUGGCUAUCCGUAAUGACGAAGAAUUGAAUAAGCUGCUGUCGGGUGUAACUAUUGCUCAAGGCGGAGUUUUGCCCAACAUCCAAGCUGUUCUACUGCCCAAAAAGACCGAGAAGAAAGCUUAAAUAAACAACGAAUUCGAAUUACAUGAAAACCGAGAACCCAACCGUCCUUUUCAGGACGACAAAACAUUCUUAACUAAGAGUAACAAUAUUUUUUUUGCCUACGAUUUGCCAUUUGUUUCGAUCAAAUCCAAUCCUCAGUUACAGUGUACAUUAAGAUUAGGAAAGCAUUUGUUUCAAAAACGAUAUGAGUACAUCGUUACACUAAUUUGAAAUCUUAAUCUAAGCUCAGACGGCAUAACGCGGCGAGGAAUGUGUCCAGAUGAAACCGAAUAUAGGGACAUGAAAUCAACACUGGCAAACAGUAUUAAUUACACAAGCGAAAUUUUGUUGGGUAAAACAUGAUGAUCUCACGCAGGUAGUCGAGCUGGCCCAAAGGAACCAAAUUUACAGAGGGUAUACCAGCUGCCAGAAAAAAAAACAUUUCCGUCCAUAUGUACAUAUCAUUUGUAAUUUAGGCAUAAACGACCUCUUAGUAGGAAGCAACAAAAAAAAGUAAAAAGGUAGCAAAAUCCAGAAGUGUUGCUUUUUUUAAAGAGAAAGGAAAGGGGAAUGGAUACAUAGAUAAAUGUAGUUGGCUAAAUAAAAUCAUUAGUAAUUCUUGAUGAGACAUCGCAAACUGGUACGCUUGAGUGUACUCUUUCGUACCUCUCAAUCGGAAGCCAGCUUAGUCCUUUCAGUUUUUUCAUGUUAAACCCUUUAAACCUGCCCUUCGUCGAAACUCUGGGGACAAUAGAGUGUCGCCAUGUUUCAAGUGAUCUCCUCUCUCCACUCUUUCGUUCAGCGGUAUCAAUACCAGUAUCAUUAAAUGUUAGCUGUAACCCAACACACAUAAGUAGCUUCAUAGCUAUUGAUGUCCUGGCAUUGAUAUCGUUGGAUUCGAUAAGACAUAAAUAUGUUUUUCACCCGACAAUGCAA
This is a messenger RNA of Toxorhynchites rutilus septentrionalis, 1353 nucleotides long. Its product is annotated as histone H2A. Bases 64 to 438 code for a protein of 124 amino acids. The transcript has a single exon. Gene Ontology annotation, cellular component: nucleosome. Lineage: Eukaryota; Metazoa; Arthropoda; Insecta; Diptera; Culicidae. Gene Ontology annotation, molecular function: structural constituent of chromatin; DNA binding; protein heterodimerization activity. The record is from RefSeq and is a predicted model, not a curated record.